Leptidea sinapis is the source of this 5358-nucleotide messenger RNA. RefSeq lists its product as uncharacterized. Gene Ontology annotation, molecular function: protein kinase activity; ATP binding. Gene Ontology annotation, biological process: meiotic sister chromatid cohesion, centromeric; protein phosphorylation; mitotic spindle assembly checkpoint signaling. The transcript has 14 exons. Bases 252 to 5015 code for a protein of 1587 amino acids. NCBI's taxonomy places the organism in Eukaryota, Metazoa, Arthropoda, Insecta, Lepidoptera, Pieridae. The record is from RefSeq and is a predicted model, not a curated record.
UAUCCGAUUUGUGCUUCAGUUUGGGCUCUCAUAAAUUUCAGGAUUUAAACAUUGUAAUCCACAUUGUAGCUAAAGUCUAAUAGUUUUAUUAAUACAAUUUGUGUUUUUAACUGUCCCUUGCAAAUAUUUGAUUUACAGGCUUCAAUUGAGCGUAAUCUCUAUUUUUUGAAUUAUUCGUAUUUGUGUGAAGAUUAUUCAGUGUUUCUUCCAUAUGAAGUCGUAGCUUAAACUUAAAACUUUUUAUUAAUAAAAUGGAUAUUGAUGUUAGUAAAGAGAAUAUCCAACCUUUAAGAGGUGGCAGAAAUUUAACGCAGUUGGGCACAGCAUUGCAAGCACAGUCUGAUGUUGAUGCCCAGAAGCAGCUACAACUGCAAAAGGAGGAACAUGAAGCAGCAAUAAAGCAAUACCAAGGACCGGAUCCACUUGAUCCUUGGUUCAAUUACAUUCAGUGGGUUGAGCAAUCAUUUCCAAAACAUGGCCACGAAGGUCAUAUGGAUGAGUUGAUAAAGGACUGUUUGCAACUGUUUGAAAAAGAUGAAAGGUAUUUCCAGGAUAGGAGGCUUGUCAAGCUAUGGAUCAAAUAUAUUGACUGCUUGUCCAACCCGCUGGAAAUAUACCAAAGGUUGUACAAUACUGGAGUUGGUGUGGAAUGUUCAGAAUUCUAUAGAGCUUGGGCAUGUUAUUGCGAAGAGUCUGGGGACUACAAGAAAGUCAAUCAAGUGUAUAUGUUGGGUCUUCAAGCUAAAGCUCAACCUUUAGAUGAACUUGAGCAAGCUCAUAUGAACUUCCAGUUAUUUUUCGCCCAGAGAAUGUUACAUGAUGAUUCUCCGACUAAGAGGAAAGCCGCAUCUGCACUUGCUGAAACAAGAAUGGCUUUAACAUCGUUGAAGUCAUUCAAACGGCGCAAUAUUGCUAAUGUACCUGUACAAAGAGUUGGAGGUUGCAUAAAAAAUCCAAGGCCGGGUGUCGUUAGGCAGGGUAAUGAUGGCAGACAACCCAAUUCUAAUGUUAUGGUUAAUGUGUAUGAGGAUGCACCUUCAACUUCCACUGGGCUUAUCCCUUCUGCGGAGGAUCCUGGCCCAUCAUCCUUGCUGCAGGCUUGUGCUAAUGUAGAAAAUGAAAAGGAAGUUGGAAUAUGGACUAAUCCGAAAACAAAGAUGGUCCAGUCUAAUGUUGUGCCUCAUCAGCCACUGUCAUUUACACCAUAUGAAGAUCUGGAUGAUGAGUUACGGCUGCCACCGAAACAUUUGUCUUAUUGUGUGGAUGAUUUAUUGUUUAAUGUGCCUCUAUGUGUACCUGAUCCUAAAGAUCCAACAAAAAUUCCAUGUUAUAAUAAAACACAGGUUUAUGUGAAUGAUAAAGAAUAUAGCUUAGAAGAGAUAAGGUCGAGAAAGUAUAAUGUAGAGAAGAUUAUUAAACCGGCAAGAGUAGAGAGUGCUGAUGUAAGAAGUGAUUAUAAUAUCAAUGAAACACUUGCACAGUGCAGUGCGCUAGAGACAUUAGCUAACUGUGCACUAGACACUGAACAAGAUCAUAUGGCACAAUUGUUGCCAUUAACAAUUCCUUCAUUGCAAAAUGUCACUAAAGUAACAUCGGUGCAUUCACCUGGAGAACCCAAAGUUCUAGUUAAUCUUGAUUCAAAAGAAGUUUGUGAACAUGCAAGUAAAAAGUGUGAUGAUAACCAAAGGCUUGUUGGCAAAGAAAAUCACAUAGAUAGACAUAAUUUAGAGAAUAAUUAUGCUGAAAAUAGUACAAAUUACCCUAGGAACAAUUUAAGAGAAGAGUUCAAUAGAAGUUUGAUAGGUAACCUGUUGGGAGAUUCGGUUACUGUGAAUACUAAGGAGGCGCGAUGGGAACUUAGAAACAUUUUUAAUGACAAUGAACCAUCUAUGGUCCAGCCUGUAAUGCAACAAUUCGAAGUUCCGAAGUUUGAUAUACACGAGGAUAGAUCCAUGACAAUGGCAAUGAACGUUAAGAAGAAUUUUGAUUUAGCUGAAAUGCAAGGAAUACCUGAUGAUAAGGAGAAUGAGCAGAAAGUCUGUCCACCGCCAUCUUUACCUCAGAUGAAAACGACGUACUACGAAGAGCCGACGUGUACGCAAGUAUUCAAUUUUAACAUCAAAGAUGCGAGCACACCAAACAUGUCACAGUUCAAAAAACCAGUCAGUUGUGUGGAUCAUUCGAAAUUCGCAUCUAUGCCAAAAUUCAAUAUGGAUGAAAGUGGUAUUGAAAACCAGGAACAGAACACAAAAAGAGAUGAUAGUGUUAAGCAAACUACAGAGCAGCAUAUGACACAGGACCAGGCUGGUGGUUUAUCUAUAAUUAUGGAAGCAACACGGGAGUAUAAUAGCAAAUCAGGUUCCAGCUCCUCUGGUCAGUCCACAAGAACAAACUUCACUGGUUACACAACAAAUUUCGAUUCAAUGUAUAGUCAUGAUCAAAUGCAACAAAAUACUGCUUCCAAGAGAAAUUCCAUACCACCCCAGGGAAGAGCACCCAACAAUCAACUGAAUAGAAUCUCAGCUCAGAAACGUGAUAUGGAAAACAAGACUAUAGUUCAGCCAUCCCCAUCUGUAGCUUACCAUACUCAUGAUCACCAAUACCAAAAACCUACACCUCAAAGCUUUAAUGGCUAUACCCCUCAAAGAUCGGUACAAUAUCAACAGAAUUUCAACUAUCAACCAGGAUACCAAAAUAACCAAGUGAUAAACCAACAACAAGGUUUCGGGAGUCCAAGUCCUAAUAAUAUGUAUCACAGUCCUCAACACCCUGGUAUGCAGAGCCCUCAUGAAGGAAAUCCUGUAAAUUCUGUCCCAGUAGGAUUUCAAAGCCCUACAUAUUCAAACCAAUUAGGAUAUCAUAGCCCCGGACAUGCUAUGAUGAGCCCACAAAGCUACACAGCAAGGCAAGAUUAUCACUACCCAAACCAAAAUGAAAGACAACAUAACUUUGCGAAUCAACAACAAGCGAAUAUUUUUCAAAGUCCACCACAUCAAACACAGUAUCAAAAUUCACAGUAUUAUCAGAGGCCUAGUCAGGUAACACAAGGGCAAGCAUUCAACCAACAAAGCUUUAUGCAGAAUCAAUACAGCAAUGCAAAUAUUUAUCAAAAUACAAGCCUUGUUACCAAUCAAAAUUAUCCAGGGCAAAGUCCCUACAAUAGACAGCAUCCUAAAAUGACUGAAAAUAAUCAAGCAGCCUUUGGAAUGGGGAGCAAUAAUAAUAAUCAGCCUUACCAAAUAUACCAAAGUCCACAUCAGUCUCAAAGUAAUGGUUUUAAAAAUAUUUCAAUGCAUAAUAACCUGAACCCAGCACCUUGUAGCGAUGUACAGAUGGUGUCAGCUGAAGGCAACACUUCAGUGAAAGGAAAUCAAUCUAAGGAGGAUAAAAAUAUCAUGCCAGUUGUAAUCAGAAAUGCUGCUGCCACUAACAGUCCUACUGCUGUGUUGAGAAAUGUGAGGCAUGAUCAGUCAAACAUUAAAAUGGGGCAGAAUUCGCCCGAUGUGGGAUUUUCUAACCAGUUCAUUAACUUCAUUUCCAAUAGAAAUGAACCAAAAGACAAUGCAAAUACUCCUAAGUUUACAAAUAGUCCAAAUAUAUCACAAAAAAUGCAUAAAAACCUGUAUGUGUCAAGUCCUGAACAAGCUCAGAUACCACCAUCAUCUGGUAUGUCUGACUCCGACAGUAAAGAUGGUAUGACAGCCCAAGUAGCCACACCCAUCCAAUCAGCUAAGAUUUCGCACCAGGUGGACAAAAUAAAAGAUAUAUCAAAGAGACAGCUGGACUUUGAACACAGAGUUGAUUUACAAUCUGAAGACAGCAGGGACUCUGUCAGUAAGGAUAGUAGAAUCUCAUCUGUAUACUCACGACAGUCAGAUUUCCAAUCUGAUGGAUAUGGAAUGGAUGUAGACAGUGAAAAUAGUAUGGAAUGUGCUGCCUUUAAGUCUACUCAUUCAAUAUCUCUUAUAGAAACUAGUGAUAUUCCUAGACCAGCUGACAUUGAUUUCCCGAAAGUAAUUGAUCCAUUCAACAAAAAGCUACUUACUACAUUGCUUGAAUAUGUAAAGUUCCCAAAUAAAACUCAUGCUGAUGGCUAUAUUGAAGUAAAAUCUAUUCCAAAGUUGCAAUUAGCUACUGUUGUAACAGUUGGGAAUACAAAGUUCUCCAUUGAUAAGCAGCUUGGCAAAGGCAACUAUGGUGCCGUAUUCUUAUGCUUAGACCUUCAUUCAAAUAAAUCAGUUGCUGUCAAAUACCAAAAGCCAAGUCGACCUUGGGAAUUUUACAUUUGCCAAGAAAUCAAGGCUAGGAUAAAAGAUCCUUUUAUGUUACCCGGCUACAUGGACAUAUCAACAGGUUUUCUUGGCGAAAAUGCUAGUUUAUUUGUAUCUGAAUUCUCAAAAUAUGGUUCUUUAUUAGAUGUUGCUAAUAAAAUUCGUAUUGCUACCUCAAAAUGCAUAAAUGAGUUUAUUGUGAUCUUAUUGACUGCGGAAAUGUUAUCUAUUGUACAUUAUUUACAUAAGGCUAAGAUUAUACAUGCCGAUAUCAAACCGGAUAACUUUUUACUAAUGAAAAUACCAACUCAAGAAUGGAGAACACCAUCUUUGCAAUUGAUAGACCUGGGGUGUGCAAUAGACAUGUCAUUGUUCCCAGAAGGGACAACUUUUAGAGAGUUGAUUGCCACAGAAGGAUUUACAUGUACUGAAAUGAGGGAAAGAAGACCAUGGACAUAUCAAACUGAUCUUUACUGUUUGGCAGGAACAAUACAUGUUAUUUUAAUGGGAAGUUACAUGAAGGUAGCUAAUCGUUUAGGCCAGUGGAACAUUGAUAAAAAAUUACCAAGGUACAUGAAAGUUAGCCUAUGGGAUAAAGUGUUCACAACACUACUCAAUGUGCCCGACUGCAACAAUUUACCAGACCUGAUGGAACUCAAAGCUGAUGUUGAUAGUGUACUGAAUGAAAUAGAUAGUUUAGGUUCACAUCUGCGCAACUUUGCUAAUGUGCUUAAAUCUAGGUAAACAAAAUAGAGGUGGUAUUUUAUUUAUUGCAUUUAGAAAUAACCGACACUGUAAAUCUGUAUUAAAUUAAAAAAAGUAUUGAUAAAUUAUGCAAUUAUAAGGAUUUCAAAGUGUUAUAAUGCAAACUUGUUCAUUCUAAGCAAUAACUAAUCAAUAAACUUAUUAACACCAUGUUGUGUUUAGUUAAAAAAUGUGAUAUUGUAUAUUUAGUUUGUUAGUGUGUUAUAUGAAAUUUGGCAUAGCUUAUCUUGUUUGCUUAAUGAUGUUGAAGUAAAUAUUGGGAUUUAUUUUCCUUUUUUUUAAGUGAUUAUGACAAUUAAUAAACAAACACUACUUAUGGUAA